Messenger RNA from Dictyostelium discoideum AX4, 1800 nucleotides. RefSeq lists its product as hypothetical. The coding region runs from base 1 to 1800 and encodes 599 amino acids. NCBI's taxonomy places the organism in Eukaryota, Evosea, Eumycetozoa, Dictyosteliales, Dictyosteliaceae. The record is from RefSeq and is a predicted model, not a curated record. The transcript is spliced from 4 exons. Gene Ontology annotation, molecular function: cysteine-type deubiquitinase activity.
AUGGAAGAAGACCAAUUCGAUAAUCUAUCUACAAGUCCAUUUGAAUUUAUAAAUGAUAGUAUUGGGAAUAAUAAUAAUAUAAAUGUUAAUUAUUCAUCAAGUUCAUCAUUAACUAGUAAAUUUAGUUUUGGUGCAAAGAAAACAUUUAGUUUAUUUUCCCAAUUAAAAAAUAAUAGUAAUUCAAUAAACCAAUUUGGUUAUAACUUUAAUAGUAUCGAAUAUAAUAAUAGUCAAGAUAGCUAUCAUAAUGAAAUUGUUGAUAUUAGUGAUGACGAAGAUACAAAAAAUAGCAACAGUAACAAUAUUAUAAAUACAAAUCAAUUACAAUACCAACAUCAAUUAUUUUUUAAUAAUAAUAACCACCACCACAAUAAAGGACAACAACAUCAAAAUUACCACCAACAAAUUUCUAUUUACCAAGAUGAAAUCGAUGACGAUACAGAAUUAUUAAAUAGUGAUGAAGAUGAUAGUCUUAGCGAAGAUUGUCUAGAUUUUCAUGAAAUAAAUAGUACAACAAGUUCAACAAAUGGUUAUAUGAUAUAUAAUCCACAAAUUGAAAUAUCACAAGCAUUAAACAAUGGUAAUAAUUUUAAUAAUGGUUUAAAUUUUAAUGGUGGUUUUAUUAAUGAUAAUAAUAAUGGAUUGGAUUUAAAUAAUAUUAAUUUUAAUAAUAAUUUUCAAAAUAAAAAUAACUAUAAUUAUGAUAACGAACCAUCAAUCUCUGUAAAAUAUAUUUUUAAUGAAUCAACCAAAAAUAAUAAUAAUAAUAAUAAUAAUAAUAAUAAUAAUAAUAAUAAUAAUAAUAAUAAUAAUAAUAAUAAUAAUAAUAAUAAUAAUAAUAAUCAGUGCAAUCCAUCAAUUGACAGUAAUAAUCCAAGUCCAGUUCAAACUUUUGAUAAUGAUGAUGAUUCCGUUAUCACUACUAAAAAUAGAAAUAAUAGAAAUAAUAAUAAUGACAUCAAUAAAAGUAAUAAUGAUAAACAAAAUGAAAUUGAUAGUUUACAAGAUGAGAAAAAAGAAGUUGAAAAAUUUAAUGAACAAAAAGUACCAAGUAGUAGUUUAAACUCUGGAAUUUCAGAAUUAAAAAUUUACCAAUUAUUCAAUUCAAAUCAAUCAGAGUUUAAAGUUGGUGAUAUUUGGUUUUUAGUUGAAAUUAAUUGGAUUAAAGAUUGGGUAGAUUUCAUUUCAAAUAAUAAAAAUAAUAAAAAUAAUAAUGAGGAUGAGGAUGAUGAUGAUGAUGAUGACGAUAGUGAUUUUAAUAAUAAUAAUAAUAAUAAUAAUAAAUUAAAACCAAUUAGUAAUGAAAAAAUAUUAUUAAAUGAUAGAUUAACAUUAUUGCCAGGUGUUGUUAGAGGUGAACAUUUUCAAAUAGUUUCAAAAUCAGUUUGGGAAUUUAUUAUUAAUAAAUAUGGUGGGGGUCCAUCAAUUCCAAGAGUAGUAAUUUCAAGAUUAUUUAAAAGAAAUGAAAUUGAUUUUAAAAUACCAACAACUCUAUUCAUAUUAAGUUCUUCAAAUUUAAAAGAUGUAAAAACAAUUUAUUGCCAAAAGAAUGAUACCAUUGAUUUCAUUAAAAAUAGAGGAUGUAAAUUAUUUAAUAUUUCAAAAGAUAAUGUUAGAGUUUGGGAUUAUUAUAAUUUAAAUAAACACUGUAUAUUAAAAGGUUCAAUUUCAUUAAGCGAGUCAAAUUUAAUUGAAUCUCAACAUAUAUUACUAGAAGAAAAGUUAUCAGAUGGAAAUUUCAUGCCAAUUAGACAAGAUUUUCAAACUUAUUUACAAACAAUCAAUAAUUAUUUGAAUUGA